This is a messenger RNA of Spizellomyces punctatus DAOM BR117, 1033 nucleotides long. RefSeq lists its product as uncharacterized. The record is from RefSeq and is a predicted model, not a curated record. Bases 38 to 931 code for a protein of 297 amino acids. Gene Ontology annotation, cellular component: phagophore assembly site membrane; Atg12-Atg5-Atg16 complex; cytoplasm. The transcript is spliced from 5 exons. Lineage: Eukaryota; Fungi; Chytridiomycota; Chytridiomycetes; Spizellomycetales; Spizellomycetaceae. Gene Ontology annotation, biological process: cellular response to nitrogen starvation; autophagosome assembly; autophagy of mitochondrion.
AAGGAAUCUUGUCGUUCAUCCAUCUUUGUUAUUCGUCAUGCAACGCAUCGACACAGCCGUAACCCACGGCAUCUGGGACGGCCAGCUUCCGGUCCGGAUAUCCAUUGACCCCACCGACGCUAAAACCCUUGCUUCAGGUGCAAUCCUCCAUAGCCACUACACUUUUAUGCACCGUUGUAGUUACCUCCCCCUCGUAACCGAAUCAGUGAGGGAGGUGUUUGUGAAGUCUGGUGUGGCGUUUACGGGACAUGACGCUGAUAUUUGGUAUGAGUAUCGAGGGGUGCCGUUGAAAUGGCAUUACCCCAUUGGUCUCCUUCAUGACCUUCUCACGUCCCAAUACCGCGGCUCCUCACCACUUCCUUGGCACAUUAUCAUCCACUUUACAAACUUUCCUACUGACAAACUUAUACGCAUAAAUGCCGCCAAUAUAAUAGACACCCCGCACGACUCGUUCAUGUCCAUGAUCAAAGAGGCCGACUAUAUCCGCAACGGCUCAAUCAAGAAGCUCAUGUCACUGUCAAAACAAGAUCAAACCAACCUCUGGCAAGGCUUAUCAUCCCAUGACUAUGAUAAAUUCUGGAACGUGAAUGCGAGAUUGGUAACCAACGAUAAUACUAUACCUAAAUACAUCCCGUUGCGAGUGUACCUCCUGGAUCAACCGGUGAUUCAGGAACCCGUCGCUCCUGUUGAUGACAAUUUGGACUGCGAAUACACACUACGGGAUAUCCUUGGCCGAAUGUUGCCAGAAAUCUUCCCUCCCAGCUUAGACGCGCCCACUACGGAGGGAGCAGACAAUACUCGGAAGAGUGACGCAUCAGAAGCGGUCGCCAUUCUCCAUGGAAUAGUAAUUCCCAUCGAAACACCGAUUUUGUGGCUCAGCCAAAACUGCUCAUAUCCGGAUAACUUUUUACAUAUUGUUAUCUGUCGGUAAUCCCAUGAGUCCUAUUAUUUAUAUACCCAUUUUAUAAGAAGAACGUAGCGAAUAUUGCGAAUUGCUGAAUGUUGUUGAAUAUAUCUCGUUUUUUCAAUCGUC